Messenger RNA from Porites lobata, 352 nucleotides. NCBI's taxonomy places the organism in Eukaryota, Metazoa, Cnidaria, Anthozoa, Scleractinia, Poritidae. The record is from the annotation of a GenBank genome assembly.
AUGUGCGGCUGUUGUUUCAAAACACAGUUCGGCAAUUUUACGAAUGGAUGGAUAAGCUCGGAAAAUGCGUUUGUUGUGCCUACCACAAAAAGGGAAACGUUACCAAAGUGGGCCGACCUACUGAAAAACGAACUUUUCGUUGUCCUCGAGGAAGAAGAAUCUUUCUCCACAAGAGCAGUUUGCUCUCCGUGCGGAACAACGGUUAGAAAUUGCCCAGGGAAACUGCACGGCGAUGCUUUCGCAAAUUAGAGAAGAACUGAACACGCCAACUGACAAUGAACAAUUAUUGCGAUUGAAAAGAAUGAGUAAAUCCCCUCAUUCCAAACCACGUCGUGGUGAUUUAGCUCUGUAA